GAGCUAGCUAACAAAUGGGUGAACCAAUCAAAAACAGUUAUCGGUAAAACGACUUAGAAUUUGGCAUAUGACAGAUGUACGGGGUGGUAACCAAAAUUACUUACACAACAUAACCUAUACUUUUUAUUUACAGAAAAAAUAAAAGUAUUCCUCAAAAGUCAAUAUGUCUUGUCCCGGUUUGUAUUGUGGCAGAGUUCUCUUACCCGAUGGCUCACUUAGUGAUUGUGGACCCUGUCCCAGGGGAUACCGUCGAAAUGAGUCUUUCGUUUGUGUAGAAUGCAGUGAUAUCCCAUCUUUAUACGACUGGUUAUAUUUGGGAUUCAUGGUUUUAUUGGUAUUGGUUCUACAUUGGUUCUUUAUAGAUAUGGUAUCCGUUAGAAGAAGUUUCAACAAAGACAUUAUAAGUCUUCACGCAGUGGCAUUUGCUGAAGUUUUGCUAGCCUCCAUCCUCACUCUCUUGAUAUCUCACCCAAUGGGAUCCUUCUAUAUAUAUAAUUGUAAGGUUCGAAGUAUAAAAGACUGGUAUACUCUUUUCCACAAUCCUACACCCAACUAUGAGAAAAAGGUACACUGUACUCAAGAGGCUGUAUAUCCACUAUAUACUACCGUUUUUUUGUUCUUCGGAUUAUGUUUGGUCCUAAUGCUGAUCAUUCGACCUUGGGCGUGUCGAAAAUUCUUGCCACGUCAGAGUAAAAUGUCCAUUUAUGCUGCCAUGUAUUUUAUACCCAUACUUGUCCUUAUACAUGCCCUAAUAGGAGGAUUGCUUUACUACUCGUUCCCGCACUUGGUGCUGAUCCUGUCUGUGGUGUCAUGCGCCGCCCACUUUGCCGUCAAGAUGGACCAAAGUAUCUCGUCGCUGAUUCUGACGACGGUCUCUGAGCCGCGAAACGUCGUCAUCCUGCUGGGGCACUGGUGCCUGCAUGCGUACGGCAUCGUGUCCCUCACGCAGCUCUCCAACCCCCACCUGCACCCGCUGCUAAUCCUACUCGUGCCGCUCCCCGCAGCCUUCUAUGUGCUGACCGCGCGCUUCACUGAUCCCAACAAGUCACACUUUUAGUAUUUGGUGUCUAGUAGUGGCGGCAGAUGGGGAGCGGCGACGAGGGAGGAGGGCGUCGGAGGGGCCAACGCAGUUAUCCAGCCUCGAUCUGCCAUCGUCGAGAGCCAUUGAGUUUGCAGCACGAAAACGAAGCUAUGUCCAUGAUCGGCUAUCCUGGUUUUACCUCUUUUAAUUCGGCUCAACCCAUUAGUGCAUAGCCAAAAAACUUUUAGAUCAGUUUUGAAUUUUAUGAUUAUUAGAGGUUAAUGUGAUGUAAAUAAAAUCUAGAAUUUUUUUCCAAACUAUA
Molecule: messenger RNA, 1343 nt
Organism: Leptinotarsa decemlineata (Colorado potato beetle)
Lineage: Eukaryota; Metazoa; Arthropoda; Insecta; Coleoptera; Chrysomelidae
Product: JNK1/MAPK8-associated membrane protein
Biological process (GO): double-strand break repair; response to unfolded protein; resolution of meiotic recombination intermediates
Cellular component (GO): nucleus; Holliday junction resolvase complex; membrane
Molecular function (GO): ubiquitin protein ligase binding; crossover junction DNA endonuclease activity
Source: RefSeq, a predicted model, not a curated record